AUGUCGCAUCUUCUGAACCUUCUUGCCCUCGUCGCCGUCAUCGGCAUGGUUUCGGCAUACUACGUCGUUGUCCCUUCACAAACCGAUGAGGUUCGCGCUUACCGCCGACUGCCUCACGACGAACUCAGACGCGUCAAGCGCCAAUUCGGCGACUUUAUGCCCAGUUCACUUGGCCAAAUGGCCGGAAUGAUGGGUGGUGGAUUCCCGGGCAUGGUCCAGUCGAGCCAAGACCGCUGGGGCUCGUUCAAGCAGGAGCGCAACGGCGGCUUCAGCAACUCCGACAAGGCCUUCAUCAUCGGA
Messenger RNA from Mesorhabditis spiculigera, 300 nucleotides. Lineage: Eukaryota; Metazoa; Nematoda; Chromadorea; Rhabditida; Rhabditidae. The record is from the annotation of a GenBank genome assembly.